GGAAGAGAGCUGGGAUAUCCUAACACCUUACCUGCGACAGUUUCUGCGUAGCCCGGUUGCCAUGGCAGACCGCGAGGAGCGGCGCUUUGCUGAGGUUUCCCGGGACUCCGUCAAGCUCAUGGCAGAGAGCACCGGCGUGGAUCUUGCUGAUGAUGUAGCGGCUCUUCUUGCUGAAGAUGUGUGUUACCGCCUCAGGGAGGCAGCGCAGACAAGUUCCCAGUUCAUGAGACAUGCCAAGAGGAGGAAGCUGACUGUGGAGGACUUGAACAGAGCCCUGCGAUGGAGCCGAGUGGAGGCCGUCUGUGGUUAUGGGGCACAGGAUGCUCUGCCUUUCCGAUCCGUCAAAGAGGGAGAGCUGUUCUUUGUUGAGGACCGUGAAAUUAACCUGAUAGAGCUGGCGCUGGCCACCAACAUUCCCAAAGGUUGUGCUGAGACCAUGGUGCGAGUUAAUGUGGCAUAUCUGGAUGGCAAGGGCAACGUGGAGCCUCAGGGGACAGUUCCCACCGCUGUGCAGACUCUGUCAGAUGACUUGCUCAAGUACUACCAGCAGAUCACCAGAGCCAUCCUGGGAGAUGACCCCCACCUUAUGAAGAUGGCUCUGCUGGACCUUCAGUCCAACUCAAAAAUUGCUGCCCUGCUGCCAUACUUUGUCUAUGUCAUCAGUGGAGUCAAAUCAGUAAGCCACGACCUGGAGCAGCUCAACAGGCUCCUGCACAUGGUGAAGAGCCUGGUCCAGAACCCGUACCUGUACCUGGGCUCAUACGUCCGCAGCCUGGUCUCCAGCGUCAUGUACUGCAUCCUGGAGCCACUCGCCGCCUCCAUCAACCCACUCAAUGACCACUGGACCCUCCGGGACUACGCAGCCCUGCUACUCAGCCACAUCUUCUGGACUCACGGUGAUCUAGUGAGUGGUCUCUAUCACCAGAUCCUGCUCUCUCUCCAGAAGGUUCUCUCUGACCCAGUCAGGCCGCUCUGCUCCCAUUACGGAGCGGUCGUGGGCCUUCACGCUCUGGGUUGGAAGGCUGUGGAAAGAGUUCUUUUCCCACACCUGCCUGCUUACUGGGCCAACCUGCAGGCUGUGCUGGACGACUACUCGGUGUCCAACGCACAGGUCAAAGCAGAUGGACACAAGGUCUACGGAGCCAUCCUGGUGGCAGUGGAGCGUCUGCUGAAGAUGAAGGCUGUGUCUCUGUCCCAGACAGCAGAGGGCGGAUCCAGCUGCCAGCCGGGUUCUGGAGCCAGGUCUGCGGGGUACAGGGUGGGCUCCCCAGGCCUCAGUCCUCCAUCAGAGCCUUUGUCAGAAGCCGUUCUGGGGAUUGCCAGCCACCUCCAAGCAGGCGGCGCGGGCUGCCCCUGGGAGGAGUGGUCCCCAGUCCCUCUUCCGGCAAUGUACAGUGAACUUUACUCUUUCUUUGGGGACAGUCUGGCCGUCAGGUUUAGCACAGGACCAGGGUUUGGGAGCUAUCCCCCCUGCGCUUCAGCCUGUUUCAGGGAAGCCCGGAAGGAGCCGCUGGGCCCAGCCACAAACACCGACACCGCCCGUAAAAUGCCGCAGCUGACUGCCAACCUCAACAUCAGUCCACGACAAGAUGGAAGCCCUCGCACCGACCCUCCCCCUCCGAGCCUCGCAGCCACAGGAGCAGGAAGGUCUCUGGCUCGCUCCUCCUCCGUGCAACGCUCCAGGUCAUCCUCAUCUCGUUCGGGCCAGCGCUCCGCCGGUGUUUCUCGGGAUGUUUUCCCCAAGGCUCGCUUCAUCUCGCCACAGUCAGGACCUCCAGCGUUCUCCUUUGUCAUUGGUGGCCGGCAAAUGGGUCGACGGUGCCAGGGUCGCCGGCCCUUUCAGACCACGUUUUCCUCAUCCUCCUCUCUGCCUGCCAACCCGCCUCGCGCCUACGCCCAUAAGCUUCCAGUAAUUGGCCGGGUGGGGAAGCCGGUGCGUCGCUGGACGAGUUCACAUUACUCGCUUUACCUGCCUCUGUAGAGAAGAACUGCUGCAGUAGGAUGCAGUUGGUCUGGACUGCUACUGAUGUUAUUGUUGUACUUCAUAAACUAUCAGGUGUCUGUAUUCAUUUUUCUAGAAUUAUUUUUGUUUCUUAUGAAAAAGUAAAUUCAGUAUUUUGCUCAGCAGCAGGUCUGACUCUGGCUUUGUGUGGUGAGUCUGGGGACCCAGCAGCAUUAAAAAGUCAGUUGAAAGUCUUGGUUGGGCGUUUUAAUAAAAAAAACUGAGGUUUAACUAUUUCGCAACAAUGAAACAAAUUUUACCCUCUACAUGUGAAAACUGAUGGAGAUAUAAUGGAGAUGGGGCUGGAGUAAAAGUUAGUUGGAUGAAGGUACGCCUAAUACAAUUGGAUGGUCUUUUUAAAAUAUUUUUAAUGAUUUUUUUUAAUUUUUUUUACUUGCAUAAGAUUCCAUUGAAAUCAUUUAAGUUUCUGACUGUAAUUUGAUAGAAUGUGAAAAAGGUUCAUAAGGUGGUUUCCAAACUUUUUUUGGCAUUACAGUUUAGCUAAUAUUAACUACAUAGAUUGUAAGAUUUUAAUACCGUUAAAUUCUUACAAUUUUGCUGUAGAAAAGGAAAUGUUAAAUUAUUGCUGAUGCAAAGCACCAAAGGAGUUGGUGCUUUGUAGUUCCACUUUUUUUUCUGUGAAUAGUGUGAAAUUUUGGGCAAUAAAAUUGUAGCUGCUUAGAAAAAAGAAAGGGACA
Molecule: messenger RNA, 2700 nt
Organism: Poeciliopsis prolifica (blackstripe livebearer)
Lineage: Eukaryota; Metazoa; Chordata; Actinopteri; Cyprinodontiformes; Poeciliidae
Gene: taf6l
Product: TAF6-like RNA polymerase II, p300/CBP-associated factor (PCAF)-associated factor
Exons: 11
Coding region: 62-1981 (639 amino acids)
Biological process (GO): transcription initiation at RNA polymerase II promoter; RNA polymerase II preinitiation complex assembly
Cellular component (GO): SAGA complex; SLIK (SAGA-like) complex; transcription factor TFIID complex
Molecular function (GO): RNA polymerase II general transcription initiation factor activity; protein heterodimerization activity; transcription coactivator activity
Source: RefSeq, a predicted model, not a curated record